CACUAGAAUCUUGAUAAAUAGAAGAUACAUAUUCAUCAAGUAAUGGAUAGAAAUUGCAUUGAGGUGAUGCAGUCUACAAUAACAAGUACACAUCAAUAACAUUGAAAUAAAUAUCAUUUAACAAUAAUCACACAUCAGUAACAUUAAGAUAGAAAUCAUUUAACAAAUAAUGAACCACAUGGUUAACAGUACCUUAAAAUUUGGACAUCCAAAAAUAGCUUGUCUGGAUUUUUCUCUGUUCUUGACAUGUAUAGAAUAGCAUAAACACCACAUUUACAUGUAGGAACAACAAAUCUUCUUCUGGUGUGAUUACUCACAAGCAUAUCCUUCUUUGCCACUUUAGCUCUGCUCGUCACCUCCAUCUCCUUCAACUCCACUCUUGUUCAUUUUUUAGGGUUUCGCAGCUUGCAGAACAACAAAUAGAAGUUUUCAUACCAGUAUUCAAUCCAUUGCGACGCUGUUUUCAAUUGAAGAGUUAGGGUUAAUUAGAUCUUUAUCGAAUUUCAUCUGUGCAUCGUAUCAGUUUCCAUCCAAUUCGGAAUUAACAGUUCAAGAGAUAAUGGAUAUCUCAUCCCAUUAACAAUCUAUAAAUGGCGUUGUCCUGGAGGUAAAGGUCAAGAUCAGGAUCAAGAUCGGCUGAGUGUUUACUCUAUUUGGAUUUUAGACACGAACUUCGUCCAAAGUAUUGUUGAGUCCAUACUCCCCCCAAAAAACGCUUAGUGUGUUAGCAGUCGAAUUCAACUUAAAACCUUGAUCAAAGUUGUCGUCAACUCCCCACAAUGUUGUCAAAGCUUGCUACCUCUUCUCUAGCUUCGUUCUCGCCGUGUUUCCAAUUCAAUGCCAAAAACCUCAACCUCUCUCGCACUAAACCCUUAUUCUUCAAACACCUUCGAAGAAGAGCAACCGUGUCUAUUCCCUUCCAUUUUGGUUCUCUGAGUGAAAGAACUCUUCCAUCAGUUUGUUUCUCCAAUCCUCGAGACGAAUCUGAAACCAAGUUACAGGACAAGGAAUCUGGAUCGAACAAAUGGCCAAUUCUCCAGCGAUGGCAGGUGCCUUGGCAAUGGCAAACACUUGCGUUAACUUCUCUGUCCUGUGGAUUAGGUUUCGUUUUUACAGGUUUGGUUGAGGCAGCAGCAGUAAUAAAUCUGGGCAUUCAGUACGAUGAGCUAAGUUUAGAUGAGAAAUCGGAGAUAAGUUUCGCGGAGCAGGGCCUUAUAACUGCUGUUGUACUUGGAAUUAUUUAUCGUAUGGCUAACAGUUACCAGCCACUGUCAGAAGACUUCUUCAAAUAUGAUUGGGGAGUACCUUUCGAUCUUCAAAAGGGGUGGCUUUUGUGGGCAGGAAUCGGACUAGCUGGUGCCCUGACUGCCAUGGCGAUGACUGGAGCUGUCAUGUCCUUCUUUAGUGGCGAAACUCCGGAAAUGGAGAUUGACUCUCUUGUUACGUUGCUUCCAUCAAUUGGAUCUUUGAAUAUCACUUUCAGUACUGCUUGUGUGGUAGGAACAACAGGUGUUCUUGCUCCCCUUCUUGAGGAGACUGUAUUUCGAGGCUUUAUUAUGGCUUCCUUGACUAAGUGGGUUCCGACCCCGGUAGCAAUCAUCAUUAGUGCUGCUGUAUUUGCUCUUGCCCAUUUCACUCCUGAAGCUUUUCCACAACUGUUUGUUUUAGGGACAUUUAUGGGGAUUUCAUAUGCUCAAACUCGCAACCUUCUCGCUCCCAUCACUAUCCAUGCUUUCUGGAACACUGGUGUUGCAUUGCUCCUUUCAUCACUUCAGCUUCAAGGACAAUAAUAUAUCGAAGAAUUGUUUCAGAUUUCUUGAUGGGAACAUUGUCUGUUCUGCACAAAUGUGGCGCAUGUACAAAUCUAUAUCUUUGUAUAAACUUCUCCCUUUUUCUUGCAAAGUAGAAGUAUAAGCUGGGUAUUUUGAUUAUGGCGAAUAAAAUAUGCAAUGAGCUUUGAAAUUUGAGGUAUGUAAUAAUGCGCGAUAAGUUUUCUAUUAGACUAAUUUUGUAUAUGAAUUUCUAUGUAAUCUUUAUGGUAUCACAAGUCAGAACAACCUCAACUACUUAACCUAGCUGCUUCAAGGCUUGUUCCUCAAA
Messenger RNA from Arachis duranensis, 2100 nucleotides. RefSeq lists its product as uncharacterized. Gene Ontology annotation, cellular component: membrane. NCBI's taxonomy places the organism in Eukaryota, Viridiplantae, Streptophyta, Magnoliopsida, Fabales, Fabaceae. Gene Ontology annotation, biological process: CAAX-box protein processing. Bases 780 to 1790 code for a protein of 336 amino acids. Gene Ontology annotation, molecular function: metalloendopeptidase activity. The record is from RefSeq and is a predicted model, not a curated record. The transcript has 11 exons.